Nothobranchius furzeri (turquoise killifish) is the source of this 2878-nucleotide messenger RNA. RefSeq names its product complement component C1q receptor. Gene Ontology annotation, biological process: cell migration. The record is from RefSeq and is a predicted model, not a curated record. Gene Ontology annotation, cellular component: external side of plasma membrane; extracellular matrix. Gene Ontology annotation, molecular function: calcium ion binding; extracellular matrix binding; extracellular matrix protein binding. NCBI's taxonomy places the organism in Eukaryota, Metazoa, Chordata, Actinopteri, Cyprinodontiformes, Nothobranchiidae.
CACCCCUCCUCCAAAAACGCACAAUUUUCCUCUACGUAUUCUUCUCCUCUUUCUCAGCCCUCCUCAGUCUUUCUCUUUUUCUGAUGCUCAGUCUGAGCGCCAGCUUUGCAGAGGGAGGAAAGCCCUGGCAGGAUCCUGGAAAUCUACUAAAUUCAUUUUUUUGGACACCUCAUCUAUUUUUGGACUUGGAUGAAGGGGCCACUCGCACCAAUCAUCCCCUCACUGGAUUGUAGGAGGAUGUUUCUGUAGGCUCUGCUGAAGUUUCCGUUUGAAUGAAAGUUUGUCUGUUUUGCAAUGAUCUAAGCACUUCGGCUGUUUGAUAUCAAUUUAAGGAAACAGGUGGACACUCUGAACUGUUGAAAAGCCAAAUGGACCUCAGUUCAUUUUGAUUCAGGCUUUUGCAAACAAAGUUUUGAAGAAGUUAUCGUGUUCCAUUGCAGCAAGUUGAAAUAUUCAUUUGGAUGUUUUCUUGGUUCUCCACUUGUGCCGUGGUCGAGGAUGCUAAAGAGUAACAGGAGCAGCUGCAGCAGCAUGAGUUUCUUGAGCAUCCUGUGGCUUCUGAUAGUUUGUGCGGCCUCUGGAAGUCGAGGUCGGCAGCAAAGAGAGGCUGCGGAUGAACAGUCAGCAACCAGGGCUCAGCUGGCAGAGAGCCACGCAAUCUGCAACCAGGACGGAUGCUACGCCGUCUUCUUUCAGAAGAAAGUCUUCAGGGAAGCUGGGCAGGCCUGCCGGGAGCAAGGUGGGACCCUGGCGACGAUGCAUACCUAUGAAGCAGCGGGCGUGGUCCAUGAAAUGCUGUCAGCCAUCGAAGGACAAGGUUCCAGGUCCAGGCUUCGCCUCUGGAUUGGACUGCACAGACCUCCUCGCCAGUGUUCAUCCACCAGACCACUCAGAGGAUUCGUCUGGGUCACAGGAAAUCAGGAUGGUCAGUUCACCAAUUGGAUCAGAGACGAAAUGCCGAAGACUUGUGCUGUCCAUCGCUGUGUGGCCAUGUCAGUAAACAUGUCCGACAGUGGACAAGAGAGCAAGGCCAAUUACCGGUGGGCAGAAGGCCCCUGUGCACUGCAUUUGGAUGGAUAUAUUUGCCAGUACAGCUACAAAUCCAUGUGUUCACCACUGGAGGAUGAGGGCAGAGGUCCAGCUGUUUACACAACCCCAUUUAAACAUGCGAGCACCAUGCUGACCCAUGUGCCCCACGGGUCUGUAGCUACUCUGUUUUGCCCAGUAGACACCUCAAACCCAGAUGCUCCUGCUGAGGAAAGGGUGCUUUGUAUGGAGAGAGAAGAUGGGACAACAGGUUGGUCCAAGGAUGCCCCUCUGUGUUCAUCCAGUGCAGCAGCAUUGUAUCGUGACUGGUGUAGCGAAGACCACGGUUGUGAGCAGCACUGCCAAAAUAAAGAGGAUGAUUACUACUGCUACUGCUCUGAGGGCUUUGUCAUUGAUGAAGAUGGCUACAGCUGCAAGCCUGACCCCCUGAAUCAAAACGACCCACCUGAGCUGUCCUUCAAAUCCGCCAUCCCCACUGAGGCACCGCGCAUCAAGAGGGUCUGUGUGGAGAUGGGAUGUGAGUACGACUGCUUUGAAAGUGCCCGAGGCUUCCGUUGCACAUGCCCCCCAGGCUAUCAAAUAGGUCCAGAUGGCCACAGGUGUUCUGAUGUGGACGAAUGUAAACAGGAACCAUGUCCACAACUCUGUGUGAACACACCAGGCACCUUUCACUGUACCUGUUACCAGGGCUACCAGCCAGACAACGAUGGCGAGUGUGUGGAUGUAGACGAGUGCCUCGAUGAAGGCAGCUGUGAAGGGCCUUGCGAGAACACAAUUGGCUCUUUCACAUGUCUCUGUGAACCCGGCUAUGCGUUCAGCGGUGAAGGAGAGUGUUUGGAUGUGGAUGAGUGUGAGUCGGAGUCAUCCUGCCACCAUCAGUGUCUCAACCAUGUUGGAGGGUACAGUUGCAAAUGUGAUGAAGGCUUUGACCUGCAACGAGAUGGAAUCACCUGCCUACCUUCAAAUUACGAUGAAGAAUAUUCCACCCUGACCCCUGAUAGUGGUACCUCUGAGGAGCUUUAUCUUCCUUGGUCCACCACUGACCCGUAUUUUGAAGAUGAUACCAACUUUGAUAUCAGCUGGACAGAGGCUUCUGAGGCCCUUACCUCGGACAUUGCUCAUCCAUCAGAUAAUCGUCUAAACCCGUGGGAUGACUUAUCGUCAAGGCAAUACCCGACAGCCACACCCUCAACACAAAAACACAGCACAGAUAACAACAUUGAAAAUGAUGUUGAGAGAGGAAGAGAUGAGCAAAGGGAUGGGGCUUUAGCUAAAAAGGUAAUCGAGUCGUCCAGUGUAAUUGGGGAGUCAGAGACACCAAAGGUGGACAGCACAAAGGAUGCCAACAGUACAGAGAUGACCAAAACAGGAUCUGCAGCAGGUAAACGCAAGCAGGACAAGAACUGGCUGCUUGUGGCUCUGCUGGUGCCUCUGUGCGUAUUUCUCGUAGUGAUGCUAGCUUUAGGAAUCGUCUAUUGCACCAGUUGUGCCGUGGACAAGAGCCUCAGUUUUUCAGACUGUUACCGUUGGGUACUCCCUGCAACACCUCCAGCCAGGAAGUAUGGCAAAACUCAAGCAUGAACCCUAAUGCGAAUAGACAAAAAGUAUGUUUUUAUGCCUUUAUUAACUUUUUUUUUCUGUUGGCAAAAGACUGCUCAUUAAAGCCAUUUUGGAUCAAAUACAUCUAACUAACUUUGAUGUUUUCUGUUCCACAGCUUUUGUAAAUAUAUGUCAUAAAUCUGUUAAAAUGCAAUAAAAGUCAGUAACACGAUGAAAUGCAGUACUGUUGGGUUUUGUUCAGUGUGAAAUAAAGUGUUGAAUUAAGAAUUAA